Prorocentrum cordatum is the source of this 2734-nucleotide messenger RNA. The record is from the annotation of a GenBank genome assembly. NCBI's taxonomy places the organism in Eukaryota, Dinophyceae, Prorocentrales, Prorocentraceae.
AGCCAUUUUGGUUCAAACCAUAUUGGCUCCAGCCUUGCCAGCUCCGGGUCGCUGGGCUGGAGGCUGGCCCCUCGCCUCCGCGCCGUCCUCUCCGUCUUUCCUCCUCGCUGUCUUGUUGUCGCCCCUCUCCGCGUGCAGCGCGUGCGGCCAUGGCUUGCAGCCGCGCGCCUGGGCCGUGGUGCGUGCAGUUGCCAGCCGCGGCCGCCAUGGUGGCCCUGUGCACCGCGGGCACGCGGCUGCUGCGCUAUCUCUGGACAUACCCUGCGCUGAUGGUGCCUCUGGCCGACUCGACGGCCGAGUCCGUGUCCGUCGGAGUGUUUGUGCAAAUGGCCGAUCUCGGAUCGUGGCCAGAGUUGCGGUCGUGUCUGUCGAACGUGGCGAGGGCACAUGGCAGAGUCGAUGUGUACGUGUCGUCUGUCGAGGGGGUCUUCCACGACAGUUCGGUGCGAGACGAUGUCCAACAAAUGAUUUCUCGUAUGAGCGUAUCGAUAGAUCUGCGCAUGUCAACAGUGCCAAACGUUGGAGAAGACAUGGGCUCAUUUAUACAUCAGCUCCACAUGGCAGAGCGCGAAGGAAAGCGUUAUGAAACGAUAUUGAAGGUGCAUUCAUUUUCUAAUCACGGGGCUGCGUUGCGUGAUCUUGGUCUUCAAUCUCUUUGUGGAUCCAGGUGGCAAGUCGGCGCAAUCGCAACUAAUUUCAUGGAGUGGGCCGACGUGGAUAUGAUUGUUCCAGCAGGUACCAUAUUUGACGCCGCCACACCCAUCAGGCGAAUCGCUUCUGUUAUUCGCGAUUUAUACUUUCGUUCGAAAGGUGUCAACGACACUGUUAAAAACGUGAUUGGACAAAACGAGGAAAACCUCAAAACACUAUUUCAGAAAGUGGCUCCUGAUCUUACGGGUGCUGCAGCCGCAAAUCAUCUCGCAGCUGUUGUAGUUGGACGCAUGUUUUGGGUGCGCCAUGCUGCGCUGCGGCCGCAGGCUUUAGUUGCUGUGCGUGAAGAAAUCCUAGCCGGAAUGUCACAUGGAGUUUCGCCAGAUGGACGAAUGGAGCACGCUUUGGAUAGGUUUUUCCCUUCCAGCAUUUUGGCACGUGGGCGAACAGUAUCGCAAAUGCCACCAGCGCCCAAAGUCAUGGCAAUCUAUUUCCCACAGUAUCAUACAUUCGAGGAGAACGACCGCUUUUGGGGUCGUGGUUUCACAGAGUGGACAUUGCUGAAGCCUUUCGAAGGGAAAGGGAUCCGCAAGCCGUUGAGUGUGGAGCAAGGCGGUCUUGGGUUUUAUGAUCUGACGAGCAGGGAUGUUCGCAAACAGCAAGCGCAGCUUGCGAUGGACCAUGGUGUACACGGGUUUUUGUUUUACCACUAUUGGUUUACAGGCAAAGGUGUGAAAAAACCAAUGGUGAUGGAGAAGAUACCGUCGUUGAUGCUUGAAGACGGCGAGCCCAACAUGCCGUACUUUUUCAAUUGGGCAAAUGAACCGUGGACAAGGCAGUGGAAUGGUCGUGCAAGUGCAGAAAAUCCACCACUUCUUGCCCAAGAAUACGGGGAUCAAAGUGAAUGGCAAAAUCAUUUUGAGUUUCUGUUGCCCUACUUCAAGCACGAACAGUACAUGAAAAUGAAUGGCAAACCAAUUUUCGCAAUCUACAGACCUGGUCUUAUCGCUGCCGAAGCAAAGCUUGGCCCCAUGCUGUCACUAUGGAGGCAACUGGCCCAACAACAUGGAUUUCCUGGCAUGUAUUUUGUAAACACUCACAGCGGGUUCUGGCAAGAGAUGGUUGGGCAGCCUCCAAUGUUCGAUGCUGCAUACCAUUUUCUCUCAACAUGUUGUUCCUCGGAAAAGGAAUACAAUAUCGCAACGGCUGCAGACCAAGGCCUGAACCACGAGCCGGUUCAAUUCUGGGGAGCUUUCACAGGCUUCAAUAACCGGGUAAGAGGCCCUGAUCAGCCCCUGGAGAAGCCAGUAACACCUCAUCAAUUCUACGCAGCAUUGGUACAUUCAUUCAGCGCUAUGGCUUCGGCGCCCCAGAGGCGGCUAGACCAGUUCUCCAAUAACAUAUUCGUUGUGGCCGCCUGGAACGAGUGGAAUGAGCAAAACGUGCUGGAGCCGGACACUGAGUACGGUUUUGGAUUUCUGAAGUCUUUGCAGAAGGCGUUGACACAUUUUCAUUCAUCGAGAUUUGUUAGCACUGGCGAUCUGUGAGCGAUUUUUCGUCAAACGAGCACGUGAGGCGUCUUUCGGCGUACGGCUACGCGUUCAGCGAGUUGCGACUUCGUGCCAUUCGGCAUGCGGCUUUGAGUGAGUGGGUGAGUGCGCGCUGAAAAGAGCCCCAACACGCCCAAGAGAGACCCAAGAGGGCCCAACACGGCCCGAAAGGGUCGUCCUGUGGGGCUCACGGAACCCCCCAAGACGGCCCAAGAGGCCCUCAGGUCUUUCGCCAGGCCAAUUGGGACAAUUCAGAGCGUCGAGCUGUAUGAGCAGCUCCAUGUGCGACAGCGUCGGCCUUUCCCCUCCAAAGGGAGCGAGUCGCUGUUGCGCGCCAUUGCUGGCCUAUUUACCCAGCCUUAUUUUACCCAGGCCUAUUCUACCCCGGCCUAUUUGGACCUUAUAGUCGCGAGGUUCUGCCAUGUUCGCCCUGGCAGUCAGGCUCUAGUAAUUGCCACGCUGUCGUCGAGCGCACAAAAAAACCGGAGGCAAUGCUACACAGCGUGGACCCCACGCAUCGAUCUGCUGCAAUC